CAAGCCUUACCCAGUCACGCCGGUUUCCUUCUGCUCGAAGCAAUGGGUCGUCGAAGUAGGGGCAAGUUUGUUUCGGGACCGCGGCGGCGGGUAAAAUCUUUCUGAUCGGUCCCGAAACGUAACUUCGUUGUCUGCGCGACAUGAGUCGAGCGCUGUUGCAUGCACUCUGCGCACCAAGACGUGCUGUCGUUGGUCAGUGGUACACAAGCAGAACUUUCGCAUCAGCUGGUUUCUGGGCUUCAACGAAAACUACAGACUGGAACCGCGCUGUGUCGAACGCAGAGAAAAUCGUCGGCUACCCGACGUCGUACUUCAGCUUGCGAUGCCUGCUCAACGACGAAACAUCCAACAUUGCAUUCCACGUGCGGAAGUUGAUCGGUACCAAUCACCCCGUAUUGAAGACAGCAAAGCGGCUGAUAUACAAUGGACGCACCAACAUUCAGACAAGAGGUCUCAUUGUGCUGUUGUUGUCAAAGGCAGCUGGACACCCAAGCACGCGGCAGGACUGUCUCGAGGAAGAGCGUGUGGCAGGCAUCACGCAGCGGCAGAGGUCGCUGGCUGAAAUCACCGAGAUGAUCCACACGGCACACUUGAUUCACCGUGGGGUGCUGAACCUGUCCAAUGACCUCUUCCCUGAUGCCACCACACUCAAGGACCUGCAAUUUGGCAACAAGAUAUCCGUCCUGACGGGGGACUACCUUAUUGCCAAUGCCAGCAAGUCCCUAACGGAUCUCAAGAACUGCAAAGUGGUGGACUUGGUGGCAACAGCCAUUGGAGACUUCAUGCAGUCGGAGUUCCUGGGAGACCACGACCAGCAGGGCAAUCCCAUUCCUAGCCCAGGCAUGGGCAUCGCACAGUGGGAGGAGAAGAACUAUCUCUCUACAGGUUCGCUCAUGUCCAACAGCUGCCAGGCCACACUGGAACUUGCAAGUCAUGAACAGGCCUUCCAAGAGCUUGGCUUCGAGUUUGGCAAGAGCAUUGGACUUGCAUGGCAGGUUCAUUCUGACCUGCAGCCCUUUGUCGACACGUACAGGCAUCCUCCUGGCAUGCCAUUUGUACUGACGUCGGCGCCAGUUGUUUUGCACCUGGAAUCAGAUCCAUGCCUCCUUGAAGAGAUUCGCAGCCACAGGGACAAUGUUGAGAAACUGGACUACUUAAAGGUUCACAACACUAUAGUAAAUGGAGAUGGCAUCGAGAAGACGAAGGCACUUUUAGAGUCCUACACAUCAAGAGCCCUUGCUGUUCUCAACCAAAUCCCUCCUUCUGAAGCAACCACCGCCCUUCGGAACAUUGUGCAGGCUUUGAGAGAGUGACAUUGUUUUCAUGUUGAAACUGACAUUUUAUUGAGUGGCAUAACUCACUAAUUCUGUUGACUUGCAAUGUAUGGUGUUUUCUAUCUA
Molecule: messenger RNA, 1400 nt
Organism: Dermacentor albipictus
Lineage: Eukaryota; Metazoa; Arthropoda; Arachnida; Ixodida; Ixodidae
Gene: Pdss2
Product: Decaprenyl diphosphate synthase subunit 2
Biological process (GO): ubiquinone biosynthetic process; isoprenoid biosynthetic process
Cellular component (GO): mitochondrion; transferase complex
Molecular function (GO): prenyltransferase activity
Source: RefSeq, a predicted model, not a curated record